CCCACGUGCCACUCUACCAGCAACGUCCACGUCAGCUGCUAUAAGAUGAAGCCCGUCUGUUUCCGUCGUAGAAUUCAGCUGCAGAUAAGCCUCCUCUCUCUGUCUCUCUCCAAUAAAUUCAGCUACAAAAUCCCUCUUUUUCACUAUCGAAGGCAUUGAGGGAAUAGUUUAUAGGAUUUCAAAGUCAUGGCUUCCAUGAUUUCAAUCGGUCCAAGCAAUGUUAUAUCAAUUAGAAGGUUACAUGGUCAAAGCUAUGUUGGAUUGAAACCAGUGACACAUCAGAGAUUUGUUAAUGUUGGGCACUCGGUUAAGCUACCACGGACUGUCACGGUGAUACGAGCCAGUGAUGAACGUGAGACAUCGUUGAAAAGCUCAGGGAUGAGUAUUGAGGAAUGUGAAGCGGCUGUUGUAGCUGGGAAUGCUCCUGAAGCGCCCCCUGCUCCUCCUAAACCAGCAUCGCCAGCUGGAACUCCCGUGGUCCCUUUACUCCCACUUGCUAGGCGACCUCGUCGCAACCGGAAGUCUCCUGCAAUGAGAGCUUCCUUUCAGGAAACAUCUUUGUCUCCUGCAAAUUUCGUUCUUCCUCUCUUUAUUCACGAAGGUGAAGAAGACACUCCCAUUGGAGCCAUGCCUGGAUGCUAUAGGCUGGGAUGGAGACAUGGUCUUGUUGAAGAGGUUUACAAGGCACGGGACGUUGGCAUCAACAGUGUUGUGCUCUUCCCAAAAAUUCCCGAUGCUCUAAAGUCGCCUACAGGAGAUGAAGCAUAUAAUGAGAAUGGUCUAGUGCCUCGGGCAAUUCGAUUGCUUAAAGACAAAUACCCUGAUAUUAUUAUCUACACUGAUGUUGCUUUGGAUCCUUAUUCCUCUGAUGGUCAUGAUGGUAUCGUCAGGGAUGAUGGAGUAAUAAUGAAUGACGAAACAGUUCACCAGUUGUGUAAACAGGCUGUUGCACAGGCUCGAGCAGGUGCGGAUAUUGUCAGUCCCAGUGACAUGAUGGAUGGCCGUGUUGCAGCAAUUCGAGCAGCUUUGGAUGCAGCAGGUUUCCCUGAUGUGUCUAUCAUGUCGUAUACUGCAAAGUAUGCUAGUUCAUUUUAUGGUCCAUUCAGAGAAGCGCUUGAUUCAAAUCCGCGAUUUGGAGACAAGAAAACUUAUCAGAUGAACCCAGCGAAUUACAGGGAAGCUCUAGUUGAGUCCCACGAAGAUCAAGCUGAGGGAGCUGAUAUCCUCCUUGUGAAACCAGCCAUGCCAUAUUUGGAUAUCAUACGACUUCUGCGAGAAAACUCUGCUUUACCGAUUGCAGCAUAUCAGGUUUCUGGUGAGUACUCCAUGAUCAAGGCCGGUGGGGUGCUCAAAAUGAUCGAUGAGGAGAAGGUGAUGAUGGAGUCUCUCAUGUGCAUCAAACGGGCAGGUGCCAAUGUCAUCCUCACCUAUUUUGCUCUACAAGCUGCAAGAAGUUUGUGUGGAGAGAAGAGGUGAACAUGUAAAAGAGAUUGCCUUUCUAUUAUAUGUAGAACUUCAGACACGCCUGAAACCUUGUAUUUAUUUCCAAUAUCAAAUAGGAUGCAUGUCCACUACAAAUGGAAUUCCAUAA
Magnolia sinica is the source of this 1591-nucleotide messenger RNA. Its product is annotated as delta-aminolevulinic acid dehydratase, chloroplastic. Gene Ontology annotation, biological process: heme biosynthetic process. Gene Ontology annotation, cellular component: cytosol. The transcript has 13 exons. NCBI's taxonomy places the organism in Eukaryota, Viridiplantae, Streptophyta, Magnoliopsida, Magnoliales, Magnoliaceae. Gene Ontology annotation, molecular function: zinc ion binding; porphobilinogen synthase activity. Bases 187 to 1476 code for a protein of 429 amino acids. The record is from RefSeq and is a predicted model, not a curated record.